Oryzias melastigma (Indian medaka) is the source of this 417-nucleotide messenger RNA. RefSeq names its product cytochrome b-c1 complex subunit 10. The record is from RefSeq and is a predicted model, not a curated record. Lineage: Eukaryota; Metazoa; Chordata; Actinopteri; Beloniformes; Adrianichthyidae. Bases 95 to 277 code for a protein of 60 amino acids. Gene Ontology annotation, biological process: mitochondrial electron transport, ubiquinol to cytochrome c. Gene Ontology annotation, cellular component: mitochondrial inner membrane. The transcript is spliced from 3 exons.
GCGCGCCUUGGAGUCUUUCUGAUCAGGCACCGGAAGUGCAGACCGGCUGGGGUCCUGAGGAGCCAUUGCCAGGGAAACGGCGGGGAAGGUCAGGAUGGUCCAGAAAAUCCUCAAUAAAGUUGUUGGAGCGAAGUACAUCUCCGUUCUGAGGACGUGGGUACCAAACAUGGUCACAUGGGGGAGCGUGGGGGGCGUGGCCCUCGUCUACUUCACAGACUGGCGGUUAAUUCUAGACUACGUUCCCUACAUCAAUGGAAAGUUCAAGAACGACAAGUAACUGAACAUGGUGGAGCUGUGGGCGGAGUCAUGGAGGAACGCCACCUUCAGGCUGCAGAUGCUGUACAGAUGUCUUCCCGCUGUUUGAGCCUGUUAAUGCUGCUGUAAAUGUCCAGAUAUUAAACGAUUCACUGAAAUGCA